This is a messenger RNA of Brachypodium distachyon (stiff brome), 2543 nucleotides long. Its product is annotated as triacylglycerol lipase 2. Lineage: Eukaryota; Viridiplantae; Streptophyta; Magnoliopsida; Poales; Poaceae. Gene Ontology annotation, molecular function: hydrolase activity, acting on ester bonds. Bases 1032 to 2294 code for a protein of 420 amino acids. Gene Ontology annotation, biological process: lipid metabolic process. The record is from RefSeq and is a predicted model, not a curated record. The transcript has 11 exons.
GAUUCGGAUUUCGCAGUUCAGUUCCGCGUGCCGCCAGCCUCGGCGUCCGCGAGACCAAGGCCGGCGAGCCGGCGACGCGCGCAGGCGAGCAAGUAGCCAACCCACACACGCACGCACGCACCACAGACAUGGCCUCACGUGUGCGUUGGAGGCUAUCAGAGGGAACUAGUGGGACAUCCUCCUGCUCAUGCGUUGUGCCUGACGCAGACGCGCGCCAUGUGUUCGUGCAAAUGCUUCUAUAGGUGUAUACUUGUCGACUGUUGGAAUUUCAUGUAAAGUCACCCACCUCUUUUGGCUCUUUGACGAAAAGGUGUAUGCAGUUGCUGAACGAAGCACAGGUUUGCUGCUUAUAAAUAUAUGGAAUAUCCCUGGCAAAACAAAUUGAAUACAUGUUGCUAGUACCUUAAAGAAGGUAAUAUUUUUUCUAAUUUAAACUGUAAGAAAUGUGCGAUUGCAAACCGAAAGUAUAUAGGUACAUAUAUUACCUUCGGAGGUCGAACCCUGGUGGGCAGCCAGCAUACCUCGCUGGGCUGACCACCCGAGCUGAGCUCGGCUCUCAGGGGGUUAUCUUUUCUUCUCAAGCAUUCCUAGUCCUUCAGCAGACAGGAUCACAUAAUUAGUGUGAAGUGAACCGUAGGGCCUUCUAUGUCUGAUCAUCAAAAUGGGAUGAUUUGUUUUAGGACAUUUAUUUUUGUUUUACUUAGUUAGCUUAUGUUCGUGCAAUCAUACAUACAGUUUUGGACAGAAUAAGGUUAAAGCCUUUCUCCUGUAAUCCUGUGGCACGUUCAUGCUUCUGUCAAGCAAGAACUAUUUCCCAUAAACAAGAGAGCAAUCCAGAACACUCUUUUCGGUAAUUUUUAUUACAUUAGUAUUGAAGAUGGGAAACUGUUUCUUAUUAGGAGAUCAUUCCUCCAUUAUUUAUUCCAACACACUAGACACUCAGAGCGGCAGUGCUCUCUGAAAAGAGAUGCGUUAACAAUUGCACUUCAUCAGAAAGAUAUACAAUUCUUGCUCUCAUUAUCUCAUAACAUAUGAUUCUACUUAAUUUGAUGGCUAGGAAUUUGUUUCUGCUUAGUUUAUUGAUUCUUUCGCUUGGCCUUAACUCCUGCAAUGCUCUCUCAUGGGGGGACAAUAGUUCUAUGGAUGAUAUAGGUCAGCGUUGUCCACCUUCACCCCAUCCAUUUAGUAUGUGCAAAUCAGAAGCAGCAGCUUUCGGCUAUCCAUGUGAAGAUCACAAGGUGACGACAGAAGAUGGAUACAUUCUUAGCUUAAAGAGGAUUCCUCAUGGUCGUUUUGAUACGAAUUCGACCAAUAAUACGAGACAACCAGUGCUGUUAUUCCAUGGGCUUAUGGUGGAUGGUGUUUCUUGGCUACUGGGUACACCAAAGCAAUCACUUGGCUUUCUUCUGGCAGACGGUGGGUUUGAUGUUUGGUUUGCCAACACCCGUGGAACUAAUACCAGUCGGAACCAUACCUCGCUCUCCCCAAAAGAUCCGGCCUACUGGAAUUGGACGUGGGACGAGAUCGCUGCCUAUGAUCUUCCUUCCGUGCUUGAGUUGGUCUAUAAUCACACAGGAGGUCAAAAAGUACACUAUAUUGGUCACUCACUGGGAACCUUGAUUAUUCUUGCAGCCUUCUCCGAGCACAAGGUACUACACUUGGUGCGAUCAGCUGUGUUGCUCUGCCCAAUUGCUUAUCUGAGCAGGACGAAAUCCAAACUCACCCGGCUUGCUGCUGAGAUCUUCCUUGCAGAAGCAUUUCACUUUCUAGGUUAUCAUGAGUUCAAUCCUGUUGGGCCAGUUGCACAUGAGAUUCUGAUCCAAGUAUGCGGCAAUCCUGAAAUUGACUGCUACGAUUUGUUUUCAGCUGUUGCAGGACCGGACUGCUGCCUCAAUACUUCAACUACAUGUGCUUUCCUGCAGCAUGCUCCACAGUCUACCUCCAUCAAAAACCUUGUUCACUUGUCGCAGAUGGUCAGGCACCAAGGCAUCAGAAGGUACGACUACGGCAACGCCAAGGAUAACAUGAAGCAUUACAACCAGCCACGCCCCCCACUGUACAACCUCUCAUCCAUUCCCACCCAUGUCCCCAUGUUCCUCACACAUGGUGGCCAAGACUUCCUCGGCGAUGUCCCUGACACCAGGCACCUCCUGAGGACACUGGUCAGGAGCCAUGACAGCGACAACAUUGAGGUGCUGUAUGUGCCCGACUAUGCUCAUGCCGACUUUGUGAUAGGUUUUAAUGCCCCACAACUUGUAUACGCACCGAUGGUCGACUUCUUUCAACGUCACUGAGGGCUAUUACUUCAGGUCUCCAUGAUCUGCUUCAGCAGUAAAUUUCCUUAGCAUCCUAUACAAUCAAACCUUGAGACCACAUAUCAGCUGUCCAUGUAUAUGACUUCUGAGGCGGCAGUGUAUGCCUAUAUUUGUCAGGUUGAUCAUUUGGUCAAAUACUUCGGUUUCAUGUAUUAAACUAUCAUUUGGAACUUCGGUUUCAUGUAUUAAACUAUCAUUUGAAAGAUGCUGAUGAAUCUUCUCGGCUGU